Erinaceus europaeus (western European hedgehog) is the source of this 1266-nucleotide messenger RNA. Its product is annotated as olfactory receptor 5P1-like. Gene Ontology annotation, cellular component: membrane. The record is from RefSeq and is a predicted model, not a curated record. Gene Ontology annotation, biological process: G protein-coupled receptor signaling pathway; sensory perception of smell. The transcript has a single exon. Gene Ontology annotation, molecular function: G protein-coupled receptor activity; olfactory receptor activity; odorant binding. The coding region runs from base 1 to 933 and encodes 310 amino acids. NCBI's taxonomy places the organism in Eukaryota, Metazoa, Chordata, Mammalia, Eulipotyphla, Erinaceidae.
AUGGAGGUGGGAAACCACACCAGAGUGACUGAGUUCAUCAUCAUGGGCCUGACAGAGGACCCUACACUUUGUGUCAUCUUUUUUGUGCUGUUUCUAGGAGUUUAUGUUGUCACCAUAGUAGGCAACAUCAGCAUAAUCACUUUAAUAAGAAGCUGUCCCCAGCUUCACACCCCCAUGUACCUCUUCCUCAGCCAUUUGGCUCUUGUGGACAUUGGGUUAUCUUCAUCAGUCACUCCUACAAUGCUGAUAGGAUUCUUUACCAAUGGUAUAUCCAUUCCUGUUGCUGCCUGUGAUGCACAGCUCUGUGCUAUGGUUCUGUCUGGGACAACUGAGUGUUUUCUUCUGGCUGUGAUGGCCUAUGAUCGCUAUGUGGCCAUCUGCUCUCCUCUGCUCUACUCCACCCACAUGUCCCCCAAAGUCUGUGUCCUCUUGGUGGGAGCUUCAUAUCUUACUGGAUGUGUGAAUUCCUGGACAUUUACUAGUUGUCUAUUGAGCCUGUCAUUCUGUGGACCCAAUGUGAUAGACCACUUUUUCUGUGAUUUCUCCCCUAUGUUGAAACUGUCUUGCUCAGACAUCUCCCUUAUUGAAAUCAUCCCUUCCAUCUCUUCUGGCUCCAUCAUUGUGGUCACCGUGUUUGUUAUAGGUCUGUCCUACAUCUACAUCCUCAUCACCAUCCUGAGGAUGCGCUCCACUGAAGGGCGACACAAAGCCUUCUCUACCUGCUCUUCCCACCUCACUGCAGUCACCCUCUACUAUGGAACAAUUACCUUCAUUUAUGUCUUGCCCAAAUCCUUUUACUCAACUUCCCAGAACAGGGUGGUAUCUCUGUUCUACACAGUGAUGAUCCCUAUGUUGAACCCCCUCAUCUAUAGUCUAAGGAACAAAGAUGUGAAGGAGGCCCUGAGGAAGGCCAUUGUUGGAAUGUUUCUUUAGGAUCUAUUCUUAGUUUUAUUUUAUUUUAUUUUAUUUUUGCCUCCAGGAUUAUCACCGGGGCUUAGUUCUGGCACUAUGAAUCCACUCUUCUUGGAAGCCAUUUUUUUAUUGGAUAGGCAGAGAUUUGAGAAGGAAGGGGAAAUAGGGAGAGAAAAAGAGAGAGAGGCCUGCAGAAUUGCUUCACUACUCAUGAAGCUUCCCUGCUGCAGGUGGGGAUACAGGGGCUCAAACCCAGAUCCUUGGGCUAGUCCUUGCGUUUAGUACUAUGUGUACUUACCUGGGUGCACCAUCAUCGAGCUCCUAUUCUUUCUUUCUUUCUUUAUUCCCUUUUGU